UGGCCCCGGGAUGUGGAGCGGCGGGCGUCCUGACAGCGUGUCAGGUGGCUACGGACCCCGUGAGAAUCCUAUUCUAAGAACACAGGAACUCAGGUAUCUACCAUGGUGUUGGGUCCUGAACAGAAGAUGCCAGAUGGUGAUGCUUCUGGGGACCAUGGGGACACUGUCAGUGUUGGUGCCAUCAACCCGGCCUAUAGUAACUCCUCCCUCACACAGUCCACUGAACCCUCAGAGGAACCCUUUGCCACAUACUUUGAUGAGAAGAUUGCCAUUCCUGAAGAGGAGUACUCCUGUUUCAGCUUUCGUAAACUCUGGGCAUUUACGGGACCAGGCUUUCUUAUGAGCAUUGCCUAUUUGGAUCCAGGAAACAUUGAAUCUGAUUUGCAGUCUGGAGCAGUAGCUGGAUUUAAGUUGCUCUGGGUCCUUCUACUGGCCACCAUUGUGGGUCUGCUACUCCAGCGCCUUGCAGCUAGACUGGGAGUGGUCACUGGGCUACAUCUUGCUGAAGUGUGUCACCGUCAGUACCCGAAGGUUCCACGAAUCAUCCUGUGGCUGAUGGUAGAGUUGGCUAUCAUUGGUUCAGAUAUGCAGGAAGUGAUUGGCUCAGCCAUUGCUAUCAAUCUCCUGUCUGUUGGAAGGGUUCCCCUGUGGGGUGGAGUUCUAAUCACCAUUGCAGACACUUUCGUAUUUCUGUUUUUGGACAAAUAUGGCUUGCGGAAGCUUGAAGCAUUUUUUGGCUUUCUCAUCACUAUAAUGGCUCUCACAUUUGGAUAUGAGUAUGUUACAGUGAAACCCAACCAGAGCCAAGUACUCAAGGGCAUGUUUGUGCCAUCCUGUUCUGGCUGUCAUACGCCACAGAUUGAGCAGGCAGUUGGCAUUGUGGGAGCUGUGAUCAUGCCACACAACAUGUACCUGCACUCUGCUUUAGUCAAGUCUAGACAGGUAAACCGGGCCAAUAAGCAGGAAGUUCGAGAAGCAAAUAAGUACUUUUUCAUUGAGUCCUGCAUUGCUCUCUUUGUUUCCUUCAUUAUAAACGUCUUUGUCGUCUCCGUCUUUGCUGAAGCAUUUUUCGGGAAAACCAAUGACCAGGUGGUUGGUGUCUGUAAAAACAGCAGCAGUCCCCAUUCUGGCCUUUUUCCUGAGGAUAACUCAACUCUGGCUGUGGACAUCUACAAAGGGGGUGUUGUGCUGGGAUGUUACUUCGGACCUGCUGCACUCUACAUCUGGGCAGUGGGGAUCCUAGCUGCAGGACAGAGUUCCACCAUGACAGGAACCUAUUCCGGUCAGUUUGUCAUGGAGGGGUUCCUGAACCUAAAAUGGUCACGUUUUGCCCGAGUGAUUCUGACACGCUCCAUUGCCAUCAUCCCCACUCUGCUUGUUGCUAUCUUCCAAGAUGUAGAGCACCUAACUGGGAUGAAUGACUUCCUGAAUGUUCUGCAAAGCUUACAGCUUCCCUUUGCUCUCAUACCUAUCCUCACAUUCACAAGCUUGCGACCAGUAAUGAGUGACUUUUCUAAUGGAAUAGGCUGGAGAAUUGCAGGCGGGAUCUUGGUCCUUAUUGUAUGUUCCAUCAACAUGUACUUUGUAGUGGUUUAUGUCCAGGACCUAGGGCAUGUGGUGUUGUAUGUGGUGGCUGCAGUGGUCAGCGUGGCAUAUCUGGGCUUUGUGUUCUACUUGGGGUGGCAUUGUUUGUUGAAAAAUGGCAUGGCUUUAGCAGACUGUGCUCACACUUACCAUCUGGGAUUGACAGCUCGGCCUGAACUCUACCUUCUGAAUACCAUGGAUGCUGACUUACUUGUGUCUAGAUGACGAACAGCCUGAGAGACUAUUAACACUUUCCCUAAUCCCUUUUGUGCCAUGUGUCUAUUAGCAUAUCUCUGAUAGUUCAGAGGUGAGUUUUGUUCAAGUAUUUUGAACAAAGGCAAUUUCCUUAUGGGAACAGGGGUAAAAGCUGACAGCUCCAAGUGUAGGUCAGAGACCCACCCACCUUACACAGUCGUUCAAUGGCCAGAAUUGGAUGAUUGGCCUUUGAUGGCCACUCAUUACUAUAGGCUUCUUGACUUCUGGGAUUUAUAAAGUAUAUAUGUAUAUGUAUAUAUAAACCUGAACAUAUCAGUUUAAGUAGAAUUUUAAAGCUAUCCAAAACUGAUAGAUUUUUUUUUAAAUACUAUUUAGGGAAAUGAGAUAUUUUUGUCUGGAUCAGAAGAAAGGAAAGGGAAUAAUGUGUUUUUCCCUUUUGUCAAACUGACUAUCUUUUAAAGUGGUACUUUACUCUGCCAGUUAAGUUUUAUUUCACUGUCAUGGACCAAGAGUACACCAAGAUGUCUAUUAGCACUAGCACAUCAUUUCUAAAGAAAACAUAAUUUCAAUUUGAUUAUCAUAUUUAACAUAGGAUAGCAAACUUACUUUUUAACUAUUGUUGUCAUUGUGGUCUCUGUUCUUGAAUUUUUUUCUAGCUAUUAAAAAGCAAUAUGAUGGUAUUUGUCAACUGGCUUACUAGGUAGUAAAAGAUCCAGAAGCCAUACUUGAACCAAUGAUUUAUUUUUUUAUGCUAUAAUGUAACUCAGCCCAAAGAAAAUAUUAAUAACAUAUAACUGUUAUUAAUAGCAUGAGAUAACAAAGGCACUAAUCUUUCUAACGUUUUCAUAAUUCCACAAUGUCUUUUCUUACCACUUUUCCCACUAACUGCAAAUACCAUUUUUAGAUACUGACUCAGUUGCUAGGAGUGGCUCAUAUUUUUAUUGUUUAAUCUCCUAGGAAAUGCCAAGCAUUUCAUUUUUAGGAUAUUUAUACCAAAUAGUAUGAGAUUAGUACUAGAGUGGAACUUAGAGCUUUAGUCUACUUAUCACUAGCUGCUUGCCUGCUCACUUUUUUUACCCCUGUUCCUAAUCAGGAUUUUUUUUCCCUUAUACUUUUUGUAAUGAAAAAAGUUCAUAUUUAAGAAUUCAAAUUGGACUGGAGGUGUAGCUCAGUUGUAGAGCACUUGCCUACCUUGUACAAGAUCCUGUAUUUGAUUCCCUAGCAAUCCAAUAAAGACAAGUUUUUUUUCA
This is a messenger RNA of Dipodomys ordii (Ord's kangaroo rat), 3050 nucleotides long. It is a transcript of the gene Slc11a2, whose product is annotated as solute carrier family 11 (proton-coupled divalent metal ion transporter), member 2. Gene Ontology annotation, cellular component: plasma membrane. The coding region runs from base 103 to 1809 and encodes 568 amino acids. The transcript has 19 exons. Gene Ontology annotation, molecular function: iron ion transmembrane transporter activity; cadmium ion transmembrane transporter activity; manganese ion transmembrane transporter activity. NCBI's taxonomy places the organism in Eukaryota, Metazoa, Chordata, Mammalia, Rodentia, Heteromyidae. The record is from RefSeq and is a predicted model, not a curated record. Gene Ontology annotation, biological process: metal ion transport.